GAAAGAGAGAUCGCCUGGAGGCUUGGCCUGAUGGUCAAUGGCCGCUGGCCGCCUUUGCGGUUUUUGCUGGGGACAAGGGAGCUCCAGGACAAAACACGGGCAGGGGAGCUGGCAGGAAGCACCAUCACAGCUGUGCUCGGGCUGAGCCUGUGCCAAGUUCUGCGUUUGGUGGACGCGCUCCCAAACUGGUUGGUUCGCCAAAAUCGGCAGGAGCUGCGGGAGGGCAAUGGGCUUGGAAGCACCGCGCUGCUGGCCACUUGCAGAAGUGUCUCUGAGCCCCUCCAAGACGCAGCAGCCUUGCAGAGGGUGCAGGCAAGAUUCGCCGAGAUCGUGCGCCCGGCGGCCCCAGCCCUGGAGGCCAAUCACAACCGCGAGGUGACACACCUCAGAGCUGCUGCGGGAGCAAUCCAGCCGGGCGCCGAGCAGAUUCUGCGUCUCUUGGGAGAGGACCCGGGCCAGUCUUCACGUGAUCGUCCCACUGGAGAGCCUGACCCAGAGGCGCUGACCAGCAUUUACCAGGUUGCCUUGGAUGUGCUUAGAAUGGACGGGGCUGACCGUGCGGAGCUGACGCGUGCGGCUUCCGACAUCCUGCACCUGGAUGCAUUCAUGAGGUUUUCGGUAGCUGCUUGUGAUGUGAGGGACCGGAGCACCUGGGAUGUGCACCGCUGCUUCGGGCCUUUGCACUUAGGAUGGCGGUAG
Molecule: messenger RNA, 699 nt
Organism: Symbiodinium pilosum
Lineage: Eukaryota; Dinophyceae; Suessiales; Symbiodiniaceae
Source: the annotation of a GenBank genome assembly